Molecule: messenger RNA, 351 nt
Organism: Cryptomeria japonica (Japanese cedar)
Lineage: Eukaryota; Viridiplantae; Streptophyta; Pinopsida; Cupressales; Cupressaceae
Exons: 1
Coding region: 1-351 (116 amino acids)
Source: RefSeq, a predicted model, not a curated record
AUGGAAAGCCUCCGGGAGAGACUAUACGCCCUGAAUAAGUUGGAUGAAAGACAGACGAUGGCACAGUGGGCGACGAAGACAACUCAGCAACGACGGAAAGCCUGGCACAACAAACAUUUAAGAAGGAUGCAGUUCACCCCGGGGCAAUUGGUAUUGAAGUUUAAUGGUCGAAACGAAAUUAAGCCAAGCAAGUUCAGGGUAAAAUGGCUAGGUCCCUUUAAGAUUCGCGAAGUUGGCGUGAAUGGAGCCAUCAAGCUAUGGACGAUGGACGGGAUGGAGGUGCCUGAUGCUGUAAAUGUCUCCAAGUUGAAAAUCUAUCACCAACGGAGGCAAGAGACGAGGUCCGCCUAG